CUGUGCUCAAAAUCGUUCCACUACGUCAAGUCGCCCCGUCCGCCCGCUGAAGAUGUCUGCGACGGGUACAGGCGGCUGUGGACCCGGACCCACCUCGGGUACCGGGUCCGGAGCUUCCAACCCUAGGAAGUUUAGCGAGAAGAUAGCACUGCAUACCCAGCGGCAGGCCGAGGAGACAGCCGCCUUCCAGGAGGUCAUGAUGGACAUAAGUUCGACCAGGGUGGCAGAGAGACUAAUCGUGUCUGGUUGUGAUUCAGCGAUGCAGCUUCCUCAGCAACAGCUUCAGGCCCAGAAGCUCCGUCUUGUCCAGAGUCAGGGGCCGUACUACGGAGGAUCGUUACCCAACGUCAACCAGAUUGGCAGGAACCCUCAGGACUUCCAGGGCUCCUUUCCCUCUACUUUCGAGUCCAACCGGUCAACUCGACAUCAUGGCCUGGUGGAGCGAGUCCAGAGGGACCGGCGCUUCAUCUCACCAGUCCGGCCGUACCGCAACCGACAAGUGGACAGCUCGCCGUACAGCUCAGCCUUCUUGUCCCCACAGCCAGACCCCAGCUGGAGAAGGAAUUGGUCUGGAAACUUCCCUGGGGAUAAAAGCCAGUUUCGUCUCCCCACCACUGCACUCAACAGGACCAACUCUGACUCAGCCCUCCACACCAGUGUGAUGAACCCUCCCACAGGAGACCCCUUCACCGUGGGACCCACCCAGAGCCCCAGACGCAGCGGUCAAGGCGAUAGUGAAGGCAGACGAAUGUUUCCGUACCCAGUUCCUCCCAUCGAAGAAAACAUGCUGGAUGAGGGCAAACUGCUCACACCGUGGGACACUAAGAAGUUGCCUCUGUUUGCGCCACGACCUAGAUCCUGUGAAGUCCCUGGCAUCAACGUCUUCACAUCACCGGAGCAGCCGUCCAUGGCGGCUCAUGGAGUCCCAUCUGCUCUCAACACCGGUGGUUCGCUGCCUGACCUGUCCAGCCUCCAUUUCCCCUCGCCGCUACCUACGCCGUUAGACCAGGAUGAGCCUGGCUACCCAGGAUCCUCCUCUUUAAGUGGGGGGAACAGCACAGGGAACUUAGCGUCGACCCUUACCCAGCUGGGCAUCCAUACUGCCAAUGCACCAGGAGGCAACAGUGGUUUCCAGCAUCAUGCAUCAGGUCUCCUGGCGUCUCUACAGAGCACGCUCAGUAACCCCUCCCUGCAGUCAUCCCUAAGCAACCCCAACAUCCAGUCAUCGCUAAGCAGCCACUCCUAUUCCAACUCCCUGAGCUCUGCCUCUCUUCACUCGUCACUCAGCAACCCCUCGCUGCAGUCGUCCCUCGGCUCAUCCCCCUCCCUGCCGUCCUCUCUCAGCAGCCAUUCGCUGCACUCCUCCCUCAGCAGCUCCUCCCUCCAGUCGGCGUCCAGCGGUAAUCCCAGCUACGGCAGCGGCUCCUCCUCAUACCCUCCACUGCUGGGUCAGCAGCCCCUCAGCACAUCGCCACGGAGACGAGCCCCGCUGUCCCCACUCAUCCUGCCUAUGGUCGGGGAGUCGCGGAGACACCACUCCAAACAGUUCUCCCCCACCAUCUCUCCCACCCUGUCUUCCAUCACGCAGGGCGUCCCUCUGGACACCAGCAAGCUGCCUCAGGACCAGAGGCUGCCCCCGUACCCCCUCAGUCAGUCCCACCAGCACCAUCCAGGCCCCCUGCCGAGCCAGCAGUCGUCUCUGCUGGGCCACCAACAGCUGCACCGUCUUCAGCAGCCACGACCCAAGGCCCAACAGCAACAGUCACAGCCCAUGCAACAGCUUCACCUGCAGAACCUGCACAACCAGCACAUACAGCAGCACUUUGGAACUCAACAAAGGCCGAUGGGGCCACAAAUGAACACAACAAAUGCAGCGCUGAUCAAGAACGAGAAUGUGUUGGACCAUCAGACGCAGAGUUCCUCUCAGUGUCAGGUCAAACAGGAGGCAGAGCAGCAGAUUGGCGGGCUCCCUCAGCUGCAACACAUGAGCCAGAACCUGGCCGCAGACCUCUACAACGAUGCCUUGUUCAACUCUCUUCUCGACUCUGUUUCUGACCCGUACCUGAGUCUGCAACUCACUGGAAAAUCCAGCCAGCAGUUCCCAGCACAGAACCAGGGAGGAGGUGGUCUGAGCUGUGGCAGCACUGACAAGAAGCAUUUCCCAUCCAACACCCAGGUGCCCCUGGACCUGCAGGAACCCGGAGACCACCACCUCCUCAACAACCAGAACCAGAACUUCACUGGGGGGGAUGGACGACACAAUGUGCCCAAUAUCAUCCUCACCGGGGACUCUCCACCCGGUCUGUCCAAGGAGAUCGCCAACGCUCUGUCCCAUGUCCCUGGCUUUGAAAUGGACCCCUUCUCCCUCGAUGACCCUCUCAGGAUGGACCCUCUUGCUCUGGACAUGCUGGAGGGCGACCUGAUGCUCGCAGACCCGGCUGUGGAGGACUCUUUCCGAUCCGAUCGUCUGAAGUGACCCCUUUGCUCCAGGAGACGGGUGGAAACCUGAUGGGCAGACUGCCACCUACAGUAGACCCAGAGCUCCCACCACUUACUGGAAGGUCUACAGACGAGGUUUGGACAUAACUGAAACGUUUCUUCGUCAUUCAGCGAUGAAGCGCUGGAGAGGACCUGACAUUUUUGUGAGGUCAGAACAAACUGAAGGAGGAGAAACUUCUCCGUCAGAGGCACUUACCUGAACAUGCUCUUGCAAAGCUUGAAGUCGAGUUGAAACAAGAUGCUUUUUUUAGGUAUCAACUUGUACAAGUCUUACCUGCAUGUUCACCAGAAAAUAAAUGUUCCUGCGCUGUUUGCUUGAUGUAAAAACCAGGGGCAAAUGGUGCAUCCUGACGCAGUCAGCAGCCAUGUCACGAAGAGGAGCUGCAUCCUUGACCUGCAAUCUUACUAGACACUUUGACAGGAGCUUAGCCAUCACUGACAUCUUCCUGCUCAGACAGCGACAUGUCAGUUAACCAGUCUGAAACGGGCUGAACUAGUCUGCUUGUGAUCGAACCCACCUCAGGAGUGAGUGCAGUGCUUCAAACCCCAGCUGAAAGCAGCUUAAAGCCAUAAAUGAGCCUGUGAUCACACAGUGCAUCUAGUUCACACCUUUAGUCUGAAGUAGAAUGUUACUGUUGAAGGUUCUCAUGCAUGUGCACACGUAUACAUUGUCUGUCAGCGAGUCAAAAAUCUUUUGAGAAAACCGUUUGUUUCUGGCUGUAAACUGACCCAGAUGAGGAGACGGAGGCAGACGUCCUGCAGGUUCUCCAGCCUUGUUGAAAUUAAAAGCUGCUCUUCACCUUGUAAUGACACAGUAAUGACGUCCUCCACCCAAAGCGCUGGUUGCUGGUACAGCUGCCAGUCAUCCCUGUGUGGGCUUUGUGUGCCCGCUGCUUUUGGUGUCUGUUACAUUGUUCCCGUCAUUCCCAACAACACAAAUGUUAGUCAAUGCAUGUUCUGUGGAUGCACUUGCUUGUAAUGAGGUUUAUUUGCAGCAUUUUAGUAGAGCUGUGCAUAUUGCUUCAUUGCCUUUUUGGUCAAGGGGUAAAGUGCAGUUUCACCAAUUCAGUGCAUUUCAAGUGCAGGAACUACGAUUGGCUGAACUGCUGGUGCAGGUUUUCCUUUGUGUGUGUUUCCACUGGAACUAACCAGAGGUUCUCCGAAAGCUGCAAAGCUCUCAAAGUUGUGAGCUGUGCUUCUGUCUUCAGUCUCUGCGGAGGGGAAAAUAUCGGCUUCACCAAUUAAGAAACAAAACAAAACAAAAGAUCCAAGUCUGAGUUUUGCAUUAAUUCAGACCUGCAGACCUGCCAGUUCCCAUCAUCUCAACAGUUGGAACCUAAAUGCAGCUUUUGGUGGCUUUGCACUUUUACCCCUAGUCACUGUGACUGACAGCUCUCUGUCCCGCCCUUCCUCACCUGCACUUGCUGCCCGUGUGUGUCGCCCCGGCAACAGAUGCAAAGCUUAUGUGACAAAGAUGAAUAUUCUUACUAUAAAGUUUUAUUUUUUAACUCAAAGUAAUCUAAGUCUGUAUGUAAAUAAUGUCUCAGAUAAUAUCUUUUAAAAAACUGUACAUUUAAAAUGAAAGAAGAGGAAAGCGGCUUGUUUAAGAUGUCAGAAUUUGGACAGCAUCACCUGGAAACAAGGACGUAGCAUUUAUUCAAAGCUGCAUUGAUGUCUCUGCUGAAGAUUUUCUUUAUUGUCUUAUAGGUGUAAGGUCAAGAUCAAAAACAAUUAUUUAAACCGUUUAUAAGGAAAAAUUAGCCAAAUCAGCACAAAUGAAUUCAGUCACGAACAGCCUCCUCACUUCAUUUCUACAUAGGACACAUAAUCAAUUGAGGUUUGUUUUUUUUGUUUUUUUUAAUGGAACAAGAGAUUAUUAUGUCACGGACCACUGACCGAGCCAUAAAAUGACAAUUCUGGGAAGAUUUUGGAAGUUUUGAAAACAGGUUUCAAGCCUGAAAAGUUUGGAAAUGAAGCAGUGUUUAGCAGAAAGUGAGCGGGUCCUGAGCCGUGAUGAAUGGAGUGUUUACUGCAUGGAUCUGGCUUUAUUCCAUGUCCCUGAAGGUUGGAAGCGUCGGAUCAGUGAGCGUAAUACAGACACAUCGUCUUGUGGGUUCUUUUGAUUUAAAACCUUACGGACCCCGGUAGAGCCCCACAGGGCUCUAACGCAUGGGGAAAUAGGCAGUUUACUCUGAUAGUUCCCACUAUACAGAGUUCUGGUAAAGUUAUUUUCCUCCAUAUUUUUAGCACUGAACACGGUCACAUGUA
This is a messenger RNA of Betta splendens (Siamese fighting fish), 4767 nucleotides long. Its product is annotated as CREB-regulated transcription coactivator 2. The coding region runs from base 53 to 2476 and encodes 807 amino acids. Gene Ontology annotation, cellular component: nucleus; cytoplasm. Gene Ontology annotation, biological process: protein homotetramerization; positive regulation of transcription by RNA polymerase II. NCBI's taxonomy places the organism in Eukaryota, Metazoa, Chordata, Actinopteri, Anabantiformes, Osphronemidae. The record is from RefSeq and is a predicted model, not a curated record. Gene Ontology annotation, molecular function: cAMP response element binding protein binding. The transcript is spliced from 17 exons.